This is a messenger RNA of Argiope bruennichi, 2816 nucleotides long. Its product is annotated as acetoacetyl-CoA synthetase-like. Gene Ontology annotation, cellular component: cytosol. The record is from RefSeq and is a predicted model, not a curated record. The transcript has 18 exons. Bases 183 to 2333 code for a protein of 716 amino acids. Gene Ontology annotation, molecular function: acetoacetate-CoA ligase activity. Gene Ontology annotation, biological process: lipid metabolic process. Lineage: Eukaryota; Metazoa; Arthropoda; Arachnida; Araneae; Araneidae.
UGUGACAUUUUUUUCACUGUCGAUGAUCGUGUUAUUAGAAGCCUUGUCAUGAGCGUUCUGAAUCUAAAAUUAGAUGAAAUUUGGCCUUUAUAUAAAGCUGCUUCUAUAAUUAAAACUCUUUUACUGUAGUUGGCGUUGGGAAAGUUUGGUAGAAGGAAUACGCCUUAACUAAAAAUACUAUUAUGUUGGGUAUCAAUAACUUUAAAGAAAAUUUUGGAACUAAUACAAUGAAUGAAGUCAACGGACAAAAUAUAGCGAAAGUUAAAAAUUGCAACUGGAAUAUAGAAUGUCCAAAUGGAUGUGCAAAGAAAGCCAAGAACGCCAAAGAAAGCCAAGCUAAAAGCAACGUACCACCAAUAUUAUGGAAUAAGAAGGUUCCAAAUACUGCAUUAGAGAAAUUCAGAAAGCAUAUCGAGGAAAAGUACCACACACGUCUUGAUUCUUACUGGGAUCUUCACAAAUGGAGUAUCGAGAAUUUUGUGAGUUUUUGGGAAGAAAUCUGGCAUCAUCUGGAAAUGAUCUCCUCAAGUCCUUAUGAUCAAGUAUACCGAAAAACUGGCGAUGGUUUCCUCGAUUGUGAUUGGUUUCCAGGUGCCAGAUUUAACUUCGCUGAAAAUAUCAUGCGCAUUAGGGAUGACAGAGUUGCAAUUAUAUACGCAGAUGAGUACGGUACUGAGGAAACUGUUACAUUUGCCGAAAUGUAUGAAGAAGUGAAACUCUACGCCGCUGCUUUUAAGAAAAAUGGUUUGAAAAAGGGAGAUCGUGUUGCCUGUUAUAUGUCAAAUAGAAAAGAAGCAGUCUUUACAUUCCUUGCCACUGUUAGUAUGGGUGCCAUUUUUGGAGGUCCCCAACCCUACUUUGGCGCUCUUCCUGCUACAAAUAUUGUUCAAAAAAUGGAACCAAAGUUUCUAAUCGCCAUCGAUCACCACCUGGACUCUGGUGUUGAAUAUCACAAUAUCGAUCAUUUAGAGCACAUUGUAGACAGCACUCCAUCCUUGGAAAAAGUCAUAAUCAUUCCAUCGAAGUCUGAAACCUUGUCUCGAGAUAUUUCAAAUAUCAGAAACAGCUGCCUCUUGGAAGAUUUUCUGAACACUGGAAGAACUGCCGAUGGCAACGUUCCAGACUUGGAAUUCGAACAACUUCCGUUCGAUCAUCCAAUCGUCAUCAAUUUUACGUCUGGGACGACCGGUCUUCCAAAGGGCCCCGUGCAUUCAGCUGGUUCUUUGCUGUCACAUUUGUCAAGUGUUGUCUUCUACUGGAAUCUAAAAUGCGGUGAUGUGAUUCACACUUGCUAUCCGGUUGGAUGGACUCUUUGGGAUACCUUUGUUGUGUGUCUGGCUUGGGGUGUGAAAUUAUGCUUGUACGCAGGGAAUCCUGUUUAUAACUGGAAAGGUUACAACUUUUGGGAAACUCUCUCUAAAUUCAAAGUUACAUACACAUUUUUGGCAACAGCUUUGGUCGACAAACUCGAGAAACAAAAUGUCGUCCCUGGUCCCGAUACAAAUUUGGACAGUUUGAAAUUCGUUACCAUGGGUGGCAGCCCUGUGAAAGCGCAGAAUUAUUUGUAUAUCCAUAACAAAGUGAAAAAAGAUUGUUUUGUCUGCAGUCAGUAUGGAUCCUCGGAAACUUUUGGAACCUUCUCCGGAUUUGAUUUGAACUUACCCGUUUAUGCGGGAGAAAUACAAGCCCCGGCUUUAGGAAUGGAUAUCCAUUGUUACGACCAAGAAGGAAAUUCAGUUUUAAAUAAAAGAGGAGAAAUGAUUUUAGGCACACCAACACCUGCCCUGCCAACUCACAUCUGGAAAGAUCAUGAUAACAGUAUCAUGAAAGAAACAUAUCUGACUAAAUACCCAGGCGUUUGGUGCCAAAAUGAUGAAAUCUGGAUCAAUCCCGUGACCAGAGGUCUUGUCGUGAUAGGCAGAAGUGACGAUACUUUGAUUCAGAAUGGAGAUCGAUUUGGUGCAGGAGAUGUUUACUACGCAAUCCACAACAUAGAAGAGAUCCAAGAUAGCAUUUGCGUGGGUCAGCAAAAAGAUGCCGGUGACUCCAGGGCGAUUCUUUUCAUUAAAAUGAAAGACGGUUAUUCCUUCACCCCAGAGUUCAGAGACAAAGUAGCCCAAAAAAUCAACAGUGAACUAUGGUACGACUGCGUUCCCCAACUCAUCCUCGAAACCAAAGGAAUUCCGUAUAAUCUAAACAACAAGAAGAUGGAAAGCGUCGUUCGAAAAAUCAUAGCCACAAAUAAAGUACCACCGGUAAACAAUAUCAAGAAUCCCGAAUGUCUUCAGGACUACUGCGAUAUCCCAGAAGUGCUUGCUUAUAACGAAAAUUGAAAACCCCAUCUUGUAUCAAAUGUUAUUACUGGACACAUCUGUUUAUUUUAUUAUGGAAUUUAUUUUAAAUUGUUGGUUAUUUUUUUAUUUCUGUAUAUAAAAUCUACUUAAUAUAUUUAGAUUGUCAAUGCACUUAUAUAAUGCAUAUAAAUAUUUAAUUACAGAUAUUAUAUUUUUAUUAAUAUAUCAUUUUUUACAAAAGUUAAAUAACUUCUAAAGAGGAAAUAUAUGUUCAUUUAUGUCUUGAAACCAAUACUUAACUAAGUUUCAAGACAAGUUUUAUCCUCCAUUUGUAUAUAUACAUGAAAUCAGAUUUUAUUACAGAGAUGACUUUUAAAAUGCUUUUAUUUUUGAAUAUUUUCAUGUAAGAAUUGGUAAUACAUUUUACAUGCUGUGUACUUACAUUACAUGACAAAAAAAGAUUCCUAUAAUCCUUGUGAUUAAGUUUUGUGAUAUAAAUUGUUUAUAUGGUAGUUAUUUUUG